AUGAAGCGACUUCCUGGAGAGUUCUUGAGAAUUAGCCUGAUUUUAAUGUUUAUCCAACGCAAAUCAAUUUUGAGGGGAAAUCAAGCAAACACUGAGCCGAUUGAGUUGCCAGCCCAGAUCAGGAUCGAGUUUGAUCCUCCAUCCCCUUCUACCUCCUUAAUCACCUCAGAAGAGCUCAAUCAUCAAGAGGCGGAAUCGAAGUUCGCCGAACCAGAAGUUCCAGUGAUCGAAGUUCGUUCUCCAAGUCCUCGCCAAAUCUCCAGCACAAGUCCAGUUGAUGACCAAACAACAAGCUCAGCAUCUCAAGGCUUCCUGUCCAUCGAUUCCGGCGUUCGACUCCGAAGCUCGUCACAAGAUAGCCACCACAGCGUUCCUAAAUCAUGGAGCGACUUCGAGAGCGAAGCCAAAAAGUGGAAGCCCGUCAAGGUCGCCGCGCCAAAAGAGCGAGAAAGCAGCAAGACGAGGUCACAAGACUCGGAGCCAGAAAUGUCACAAAGCUCGGAAGGGUACCGGAGCUCGGCAGAGAUUGAUCAGGAGGUGGAGAAGAUUGUGGCGGAUACUUUUAAAAUUCCAUUGAGACAAGGAAUUGAGACGAUUGAAAAGGAAGAAAAGCCAGAACGGAAGAUUAUCGAACGGCCAAGGCGGAACAUCGACGAUUUUGUCAGAAGUGCCAUUUCUCUGUCGGAUAACUGUACCAAGCUCGUUACAGAGCGCAAGAAAGAUCGAAUACCGUCGAUUCCAACAGCAGAGUCGAAGAUUCCUCGAUGUACUUCGGAUUCUGGCCAUUCAGAUUCUAGCCUGAGGGCUGAGCCUCAACGUGUCGAGAAGAUUAUACGAGUGAAGCUUAUUCAGUCUGGAGAUAAGCUUACUUAUGGAUACCUUCCCUCUGAAGAUGAAAAUGCUGAAAUGUUCGAUUCUUCGAAGUCGAUUAGUGCUGGAUCAACACUCUCAACGGAGCAGGGGCUCAAAUCAGCAGCGCGACAGGCGACUGUGAAGCGCCGCGACACCUUCACGAGAAACUUUGACAAGUUAGAAAAGAACGCUCUGCAAGGUGUGGAGAAAAUCUACCAGGCACAUCAGAGCCGCGCACAGCAGCUUCUCAUUGAUCUUCAAAUUUCGAUGGCAAAGAAUGGAUACGGCAAAUAUCGACCUCAGCCGAUAAGGAACUCGAGGGCCAGCGAUAGUCUCCUCAUUUCGGAAGUUUAA
Molecule: messenger RNA, 1206 nt
Organism: Oikopleura dioica
Lineage: Eukaryota; Metazoa; Chordata; Appendicularia; Copelata; Oikopleuridae
Source: the annotation of a GenBank genome assembly